AUGGUUGGUACCGGGAAGACGGUGGAGGAAUCAAGAGAUUCAAUCCAGAGACUCUGCCCGACUGCGACUAAGUCAACACAUUCUCCAGGAACGGUCUUCCCAGGAAUAUACAAAAGACGAUAUCUUUUGAAAGCUAUUUAUUUAUGUUUUUUUUCCGUUUCCGGAUUUGAAGAACAAUCACUUUCUAUCUAUCUAUCUAUCUAUCUAUCUAUCUAUCUAUCUAUCUAUCUAUCUAUCUAUUUAAUUCUCCUCUCUCUCUAUAUAUCAUUCUUUUCUGUAUGUCCGUCUAUCUAUCUAUUCUUUUUAUUAAAUGGAGGUCUUCUCAGCGUUACUUCGCCUGAAGUACCAUUAAACAAUCACUUUCUCACUUUUUGUAAAAAAACGAAAUUGUUGUAUCUAUCUAUCUAUCUAUCUAUCUAUCUAUCUAUCUACUUUCAUUCUCUUCUAUCUAUCUAUCUAUCUAUCUAUCUAUCUAUCUAUCUAUCUAUCUAUCUAUUUUAUUCCCUUUUGUCUAUAUUAUUCUAUUCCAUUUCAUUCUUUACUAUCUAUCUAUCUAUCUAUCUAUCUAUCUAUCUAUCUAUCUAUCUAUCUAUCUAUCUAAUUCUCCUCUAUCUAUCUAUAUCAUCCUCAUUUUCUACCUACCUAUCUUUCAUAUUGUAA
Acanthosepion pharaonis is the source of this 660-nucleotide messenger RNA. The record is from the annotation of a GenBank genome assembly. Lineage: Eukaryota; Metazoa; Mollusca; Cephalopoda; Sepiida; Sepiidae.